Fusarium proliferatum ET1 is the source of this 999-nucleotide messenger RNA. RefSeq lists its product as uncharacterized. Lineage: Eukaryota; Fungi; Ascomycota; Sordariomycetes; Hypocreales; Nectriaceae. The coding region runs from base 1 to 999 and encodes 332 amino acids. The record is from RefSeq and is a predicted model, not a curated record. The transcript has a single exon.
AUGAAUAACGGAGGCCCAGGCCCAGGCCUGCAGUCACAAGCCGACCUUCCCUGGGACUCACUGAUCGACACAUUCCCAUUCCUCACCAACCAAGCCUACCAAGCACUCUCCAUUCAACUAGAGUUCUUCCACAACAUGAGUAGCAUGAACCUCCCUAUGCCCCAAGAUGCUAGCGCAAAAGAAAAGUUGAUGGUAAUCCUCAACAAAGCGAAAAUAGUCAAUGACCUCAUGUCAAGUUUGACUCACAGCGCUGAACUUCUUAUGGAUCUGAAGGAUAUAGAAUAUGACGAGGUCGUCAAUGCAAGGAGAGAUGAAGUUAGCAGUAUGCUUGACGAGGCUGGCGAUAAUAUUAACAAAGUCAUUGAUAUGCAGACAAAGGAAGUUGAGAGAGGGUUGGCGCAGCAAGAGGCAGAGAUUCAAGAACAACAAAGACGUGCAGAACAGGAAAUGAUUUUGCAACAAAGGAUCUGUGGGCUUGGUAUGGGAGCUCCAGAACCUCCUGGAACACAGAUGCCGUAUGUGCAGCCACCAGCUCCGCAGCAGAGUCAUAUGCCACAACAAAGCAUUAUACCAGGGCAGAUUCCAGGACUUCGCCAUGCUUCUGUACCAUCAGCCGGACCUCAAGGGUACACUCCUCCACCACUAAACAACGCAGUUCCAGCAUAUCCUCAGGCGCCAGCACACCUUCAGGUUCCCGUCCUUGGUCAGGCGCCCGGGCAUGGUCAUUUUCCGACGCACAGUCAAGCUCCAGGACAAGCUCAACUUCCAGGACAUAACCAUCCCCCAGCACAUCCCCUCUCCCAACCAGUCCCCCAACAAAGACAAGAUAGCGUAUCCACCGAAACAAGCACCACAAGCUCUGACGACCCUGAGAGUCGAAGAAUGCCGGCUACAGAGUUGAAGAAGCAGAAGCAAAAACACAGAGCUGCCAAGAGAAUGGCAAAGAUGAGGAGAGAGCGGCAGAGGGGCGACUUUUGUAAGCGCUGUGGACGUUGUUGA